AUGGACGUCAAGUCUAUUGCUCGCAGGUAUGGCGGCCUGUCGGCGCGCGUGGUGGCGCGCGCGGAGGAGAACUGGCGCGUGACGAGCGCCAAGAAGUCGGCGGGUCUGGACGCGUUCGCGGGCCCCGUGGCGUGCAUCCUGGUGGCGGCGCGCGCCUUCGAGGAGGCGGUGGACAAGAGCCGGCUAGCCAAGUGCGCGGGCGCCAACAAGCGGCUCGUGGAGCCCACUGUGCGCAAGGUGGUGGACGCCGUGGGCGUGCGCUCCGUAGUGCAGACAUCGCCCGCCGCGCUGUGCAUCAAGUUCGGCUGCGAGGGCAUCACGGAGAUCGUCAACCGCGUGCUGGACGAGUACCGCGCGUACUUGGGGCAGGUGGCGGCCGCCAACAGGAAGAAGCGCGCCAAGCACCCGCUGGGCCCCGCAGUGGCCACGAUGAACGACAGAGACCCGGUGUUCGUGGCCGCGUGCCUGUACGCAGUCAGCAAGCACGCCAAGAUGAACGUGAACCAGGACAAGUUGCUGGAGGCCGUGUGCGGCAACGCUAGGUCCUUUGACGCUAUUGUUUCCUCUAUUGAGGCUCAAUGCCAGGCUUCGCUGAACGGUGCGGUGGUAGAUCGGAGAAAGCGCCGCAACACGGCGAGCGAACGGGCAGCCAAGAAGCUCACGGAGGAGCACCGACUCGAGCAGCUGGAAGAGGAAGAGCGCGUGAAGCGACAGAAGAGGAGCCUGGAUGGCGAAAUAUCCUCGCCGCCGAAGACGCUAGCACAGCAAAGAGUGCUACAAAAGCUGCGGGCAGCUCGUGCGGGUGCUGUACCUGAACAAACCUUUGGUGCAGGCAAAGCUGCUGCAGUUGCCACACCUGAAGAGUACGCGGAGUGGCGAGCAAAGGCGCUCGAGUUCAUGCGCAACAAAAAGCAGCAGGAAAGGAUGAGCGACGGCAGUGUAGAAAAGUUGGCAGUCGGGACUUGA
This is a messenger RNA of Phytophthora sojae, 966 nucleotides long. RefSeq lists its product as hypothetical. Bases 1 to 966 code for a protein of 321 amino acids. The record is from RefSeq and is a predicted model, not a curated record. Lineage: Eukaryota; Oomycota; Peronosporomycetes; Peronosporales; Peronosporaceae. Gene Ontology annotation, cellular component: nuclear origin of replication recognition complex. The transcript has 3 exons. Gene Ontology annotation, biological process: DNA replication initiation; DNA replication.